This is a messenger RNA of Culex pipiens pallens (northern house mosquito), 6056 nucleotides long. RefSeq names its product FERM domain-containing protein 8 (gene Bili). Lineage: Eukaryota; Metazoa; Arthropoda; Insecta; Diptera; Culicidae. The record is from RefSeq and is a predicted model, not a curated record. Gene Ontology annotation, cellular component: plasma membrane; cytoskeleton. The transcript is spliced from 10 exons. Bases 843 to 3119 code for a protein of 758 amino acids. Gene Ontology annotation, biological process: negative regulation of canonical Wnt signaling pathway.
CUGAGACUAGUCAUAUCGCGGUCGUCGUCACAGACGGGUCUCUCUCUUUCGGGUCUUCCGCGCGGGUCGUAAAGUUGUCGGUUCGCGGGUCCCUUAAAAACGGACCGUUUCCGGAAGUCCAGGUCCAGGUUGGCCGGAAGUUGGCCCCUCCCAGCAGAGGAUCAACAAAAAAACUUUCACAUCAUUGGAUAACAAGUUGGAUUAAUCGUAGUUGAAUGUUAUGGAUCCGAAAAGUGAAGUUCUGUGAAGAAGAUUGUGUCCGUCGGAGUUCCCGGAAGGUCCCACUCGGAGGACAUUCCGUCAAACGGUACGCUGUCUAGCCUUUUCUCUACUCGGGAAGGUCAUCGCCGAGGAUGAGGUCCUAGCCGGAAAAAGUCUAGCCGAAAUUAAAAUCGUCGGUUGGAGGUCGCAGCACACUACUGCAGAGAUUGUGUCACGUGGAGCGGUUCGUGAUUUGAUUUGAUCGAUGCAAAUGUUCCGCCCCGGUGACCGCGUCUCCGUCGGACCGGAAACGGCCAACUAAUCGGAUUUGAAAUCGACGGCGGCGGCGAAUCGGAUUCGUGGGGGGAAAAUACAUGAAAAAUUCAGUGAAAACAAUUAAAAUGAGCUUUUAGUGUGGUUCGCGGUGGUGGUGGCCAGGCUCAGGAAGGCCCGGAAAUUGGCCGUGGAGUUGGGGAUGGUGAAAUCGAAUUUCGAAUCGUUUAAUUGCUGCGAUUUGGUGGAUACUUGGUGAACGGAAGAGUAGCAACAGGAAGAGCAAAAGAGAAGGAGGAAGAGUUAAAAGGGGGGGAGUAGGAGGAGGAGUUUGGGGCGUAGUUUGAGUGUUCGCGGACCGGGUGCCAAUGCCGGUUGGAAAUGUUCCCUAUCACCACCGAAGGAAGUACUCUCCCCAGGUUCCACCGGAUUACCAGUCACGAAUAUUUUUCGGCGAUUAUAUGCGAGAGAACCGCCCGUCCCGAGUAGCAGGCGGAAGUGGUCACGUCGGAACCAGCACAGUAGCGGCCCCCGCCGCCGCGGGAACUCAGCUGUCAAACAGUGGCGCCUCCAGCGGCGAAGAGCAGCAGUACUCGAGCAGUGCCGCCUCCUCGGUUGCCCAGGACAACGCCGGAUCGGUCAAUAAUUUCCCCGGUGGCCUCCAGCAGCAGCAGCAGCAGCACAAUGGCAAUGGACCGACUUCGCCGGUUUCAGGCUCGCAGAUAAGUCUGGGGCAGCAGCAACGGGUCGCCAACAACAACAACAACAUUGCUGUCAUUGGUGGAUUAGCCGGGAGUGGCAGCUUAUCGACGGCGGCGGCGUCCGGGAAUAACUGCUGUGCCGGUUCUGGCGGGACCGCUGGAGUGGCGGGCUGCGAUACCAACGGUAAUGACGACGGCUGUGCCGAGCUCCAGUUUCACCACCAGAGCUCACCCGGUCCCACCUCGAGUACAAACAGCUACACGAUAGGUGGCAGCACCAGUGGCGUCGCAGAUCUCCAGCAACAGCAACAGCAACAAAUUCUGAAACAGCAGCAAACAAGCCAACCGCAGCAGCAGCAACAACAUCAUCAACUGCAACAGCAACAACAACUGCUCCAACAAUCAUCGAGUUUAUCAAGUAGUAAUAGUCUAAUUAACAACAAUAAUCAAAUUAGGGAUAAUUACGGCGUGACGACGUCGGCCAUUGUGACCCUCGGCAGUGGUGGCAGUGUUGCCAGCAACAGCAACAACAAUCAUCAUCAGCAGCAGCAGCAGCAGUUUCAGGGCGGUGUUGCCACUGCCAGUCAUCACGUGAGCUUGGUGGGCGUCUCCGCGGCGUCGUCGGCCACCAUGACCACCUCGGCGGCCAUCUCGCCGCCGCGGCCAAUGCAAAAGGUGAUACCGACGGUGGUCUACCUGAUGUCCCGCAUCGCUGUACAUAUGGAGAUCGAGGGAACCGCACAAUGCCCGGCCCAGGUCAUGCUGGCCGCGGCACUCGGCUGUGAAGAGCUAGGAAUUACGAAUAAGCUGCUGGCGCAGUCCGUGUUCGGGCUGUGGAUGACCAGUCCGCUGCUGGAGGUUCAGCUGAAACCGCACCACCGGCCGUACGCGGUGCGGGUCGCGUGGUCCAAGCUGCUGGACAAACACAGCCACGGGAACGAGCUGGAGAAGCUGUCCGAUGAACCGAUGACCAUGCUCCGGAGGAAUGUGUUCUUUUCCAAGCGGGACGAGGAGAAGAUCAAGGACCCCCGGAUACUCGAACUCCUGUACGAGGAAGCUCGCCACAAUGUCCUCCUGGGGCGGUACGUGAUGGAAUCGUCCCACUCUAUCAUGCUCGGCGGGAUUCAGGCCCGGAUAGAACUGGGUCCGUACAACUCCCACACGCACUCCACUAGUUAUUUUAGAGAGAACCAAUUCCGCUUCCUGCCGGCGCACGUGGCCAAAAGCUCGAGCUGGUCCUGGCUGCCAAUCAGCCGGCGGACGUCGGCCGAGGUAAGACUGCUAGAACAAUUCAAACGGGUGCCGACGACGGCCACGACCAAGAAGCUGAUGCGGAAGUACCUCGAGUUUUGCUGGGCGCUGCCGUUCUACGGUGCCGCCUACUUCCACGGCCAGGUCGAGCAGCCGGUUCGCGGCCUGAUGAGCUUAAUGCAGCAGAAGGACCUGCCGGUGCUGAUAGCGGUCAACGAGCGGGGCAUUUAUGUGAUAGACCAAAUCGAAUGCACCCUGCUGCUGGGCCUCAAGUACGACGAGCUGUCGUGGGACUACGCCAAGCCGAGCAACGUCAACGAUCCGGAGUGUUUGCCGUGCAUCUUCCUGCAGUUCGGGGCCGUCGAGAACGGGAUCGCCGCCACCAAGCUGAUGCAGAUUUUCACCCGCCAGGCCGCCAUGGUGGACGCCUUAAUCACGCACUUUAUCGAGCAGGCCAAGCGGCGGAAAGAAAGUGGCGGCGGCGUGGGAGCGGGCGAGGUGCCGGACGUGCCCAUCGUGGGGGUCGUCGGCGUGGGCGGCGGCGGCGAGAAUCCGUACGAAGCGGAACCGAACCCAAUCCAGAACAACGGCGUCGGAGUGCUGAGCAACAAGCUGUCCCGGCUGACGUUGGCCACGUUCGACGACGAGGGCCGCUGCAUUGGCCAGACGGGGUCACUGGCGAUUAGUUAUUAACAUUUAAUUCUCGUCUAAGGAUGGAUGCGGAUGAGUGUGAAAGCAAAAAAAAACAAACUCUUUUGAAUCUGGUCUGAAUGGAAAAUUAGCGGAAAUGUGUGUAAGAAGAUAGUACUAGAAUAGGAUAAAUCCAAAAUGUAAGUAAACAAAGGAGGUAAACCAAUAAGAAUAACAAAAAAACAGUGAAUGGAAAAUCUGUGUAGGAAACAAAAAAAACGAUGUGUUUGUGUCUGUACAAGAGAUGUGGUAGCGCUAAGGAAAGGAAGAGAUUGUGGUUUGAAGGGGUCAUUAACUGGUUAGAGGUACAAGUUGUCGCCGGGACUCGCAGUGUAGGGGUAAGCGUGGUUGCCUCUCACCCAGUUAGCCUGGUUUCGAUCCCAGAAGGUCCCGGUGGCAUUUUUCGAGACGAGAUUUGUCUGAUCACGCCUUCCGUCGGACGGGGAAGUAAAUGUUGACCCCGGUCUAACCUAGAGGGUUAGGUCGAUAGCUCAGUCCAGGUGUAGGAGUCAUUUCCCUGGGUCCUGCUUCGGUGGAGUCGCUGAUAGGCAGUUGGACUAACAAUCCAAAGGUCAUCAGUUCGCAUCCCGGGGUGGAUGGAAGCUAAGGUGUAAAAAGAGGUUUGCAAUUGCCUCAACAAUCAAGCCUUCGAACCACCUAGUUUCGAGUAUCUCGCAAUCGAGAACGCCAAGGCAAUGCUGUAGACCGAAUAAUUUAUUUUUUAUGUGUGAUCAUAAUCAGCUUGAGACUACAAGCCAGCUGUGUCAGCGUAAACAUUGCUGAAUGGAGUAAGGACGUGGAAAAAAUUGCUAUCAAGUGAACUACAUCCGGGCAGACGGUAAUAACCAAAUUCAUGCCAUUUCAAUAACAAAUACUGUUAAAAUAACAGAAAGUGUUAUGGAACAACAAUUUUUGCAUGAGAGUUUAAUAACAGUUUAUGUUAUCAUAACAAAAUUUGUUAUUUGUCUGAUAUUGGUUGAAAGCCAAAACAACUUUGGAAUAACAUUUUUUGUUAUGGAAGAAUAUCGUCAACUGUUAUUGGGAUGAUCGGAUUAGUUGUUAAAAUAACAAAAAUUAAUAACAAAGAUUUGUUCGAAGAAUAACUAAAAAUGUUAUUAGUCUGUUAAUACAAUAACAAAAAAAUCAUAACGACGAAUAACAAAUCUUGUUAUAAAUAACAUGAAAUAUUAUUGGCCAAGUAUUUUCAAGUGUAAAAAAAUGUUAUUCACAAGUUAUUUCCGUCUGCUCGGGCAUUUAUUAAAGUCUUGUUAAAUGACAUACUUGUGGAGAUUUCUAUUAACAAUAUUUAGACUAUUUUUAAACAAUAUAAUGUUUCUAGAUUGUGCAAACCACACAGCUGAAAAAGAAGUAAUCCAGCUGCGUGUAAAAGGCGUGGGUGUAAAAUGAAUAUUGCAUUAUUUUAUGCAAUUUUAUGUGAUUUUACACCCUGAAAUAUUUAGCCCAUCAGUAUGGGAAACCUACUUGACCGAAAUGUCAAGCUCAUAUAUGCGUUUAUCCUUACAGCUUUUCAUCGGUCUGAUGGCCGAGUGGGUUAAGGCGCCAGUCCUUACUGAUAGUGCUGGAUAUGAUUUUUUAUUCAUAAUUUUUUGAAUUUUUUUUUAAUCAAGACUAAAAUUUCAAAAGGGCGUAAAGUGAAAAGUCUUUCGAAAUUGUACCCCUAACCAGUCAGGCAGUGUUAAGAGAUGGAUUUGAAACAUCAAAGGAAAUGCAGCGGAAAAGAAAAAGUGCAAUCCAAAGAUUGAAGCAAGUAAAAACAAACUAAAUUAAAGCUAACUCUCUCGGGAAGCAGACGCGAAACCUAGCUGCCUCCGAGAAAGAAAAACAAAAAAAAAAACUUCCUUAGACCUUUAAAACACUCAAAAAAAAUCUGCCAUUUAUCUCCUCACACACACACACACCUCCUGACUAGCAAAAUCUAUACGCUCCCGAAUAAGCAAAUGUAACGAAAUGUACUUAAGGUAGUGUAAACAAAAAUAAAACGAUGGUGGUUUUGCUCCGAAUCUCAACACUCGUCGUCGCAGCGCUGUUGACGUUCACCGUGAUAUAUUGUGCGAGCAGCCCCACUUUUUUCCGUAAUUUGUUACAACAACAACAACAAACAAAAAAAGAAGAGAAGAAACUGAACAGAAAUGUAAGCAAAAUCAAUACGAAUUUACCUUGUAAAUACACACACACACAGAAGGAGAGGAAAACUCAGUCGAUUUGAAUCAACACACACACACACACACACACACACACACACACACACACACACACACACACACACACUUCUUUUUAGGGUAAAAUUAUGCGGCGCCGGGCAAGUAAUGGAACGACAACCCUAGAACAAAAACAAACAAACCUUGUACUCUAAAUAGUUAAAUAUUACACCAACAAACAUUUAUGCAAGUAAAGUUUAAGACACGCAGACACACACAGACGUACACUCAAUCACUUGUAUAAAUUAAAUAUAUUUAAAACAAAAUAGUGAACCCACGCGUUUCCUUGUAAAACAAAACUCUGAAAGUGAAGCAGCAGGAAGAAAGAGAAAGAAAGAGAACACACAAACACUUAACACACGUACACAAAUCGUCUCACACAAAGCAGGAAGGAGGGAAAAGGGAAGGAAUGUAAGUAAGUACAGAAAGUAAGGAAUUUAUUAGUAAACAGUGGUGAACGUGGACAAAGUGGAACAGUAGAACACGAGAAAAGGGAGAGAAAAAGAGCAGCAGCAGAGAAGGGAGGCAAAUACAAACCAGUGGUCAAAUAAUUUUGAUAAGUUCAAUUUAAUAAAGCAAACAAAAAAAAAAACAUAUACCAAGAGAAUAUGUAAAUCUACCUUAUAUAUACCGGAUAAGAUAAAUAUAUAUUUAGAUAUUUUAUACCGAGAAAAAGAAAUCCGAAGUAAAAGAAAACAAGAGAGCAUCCAGAAAAAACAAA